Messenger RNA from Cyclospora cayetanensis, 912 nucleotides. RefSeq names its product lysophospholipid acyltransferase LPEAT1. Gene Ontology annotation, molecular function: acyltransferase activity. Bases 1 to 912 code for a protein of 303 amino acids. The record is from RefSeq and is a predicted model, not a curated record. NCBI's taxonomy places the organism in Eukaryota, Apicomplexa, Conoidasida, Eucoccidiorida, Eimeriidae. The transcript has 7 exons.
AUGACAGCACCGAUGACGAGUGCGGACGGGGUCGCCCAAAGUAGCAGCUGCUGCCCAUGCCAAUGGCUGUUGCUGCUGUUUCUAUGCAUCGGCGCACUGCACACAAUUUACGCUGCGAAAGCUUUGCGAUGGGUGAAAAAAGCCGCAGCAGGAUGGGAGACCCUCACUGAAGAGGAACGCCUUCGCUAUGGGCCCUUCGAGAGGCUCGACUGGAAUUCUCUUUCCACCUCAAAGAUCCUACUUGGCGCCUUUUUCCUCGUACGUUUCGAGUAUCAUAAGGGCGUCGUGCGCACGCAGAACAUCUUCUGGGACGGCCGCUAUCGCGAGGGGCCUGACGCCUUUGAAUGCAAGAAUAUCGUUGCAAAUCAUGUGUCUUGCAUGGACAUAAUGUUCUUCCUGACGCAGGCAUACACCUCAUUCGUCUGCAAAGUGCCUCUCACAACUGCCUGGCUGCUCGCUGUUGUUGUGGCUGUCUUGUCUUAUCCGCACGUUGCUGCUGCUUCACAUAAAGCCCUUGAGGCCUUGAUCGAGAGGAUGACGCGCGGUCCAUCUGACCCCUUCUCCAACCCAAUCGUUGUUUUUCCGGAAGGCACAACAACCAAUGGCCGCUGUUUGAUUCGCUUUCGUCGUGGAGCAUUCGCUGCUUUGCAGCCCGUGCAGCCUUGUGUCUUGAUCUAUACACCGGGGUGCUUGCACUUGGCGUACGAGGUCAUACCGUCUGCAUAUUUCAUGUCGCUCGCCCUCUCUGCAUGGCCUGCCAGUGAGCUGCGGGCUUACUGGCUGCCCCCAAUGGGGCCGCCUCCUGCAGAGCAGUUUGCCUCAGAAGACGAGCGCGUGAACGCCUUCGCAUGCCAAGUGCGAAAUGCCAUGUGGAAGGUUCUGAAGGAGAAGCACUAUGCCGCCGCAAAGUGA